AUGCUCCCAUUCACAAGAAAAGUCUCCUUCUCGUUAGGACAAAACAUUGGAAGAGGCAUCCGGUUUCAGAGUACCGCUGCGUAUGAGACGGUAAUCAAAUCUGUCAGACAGGAUUUGAAAAAUAAUAUCAAAGCCAAAGCAGAUGUUCUCGAGAGAAAUGUGAUUAAGAGCAUUUUAGUCGAAGUGAAAAACUUCGAGGUCAACAACCCCGGAAAGACCAAAGACGAGUUCCAACUACAUGACCUGCUCACAAAAUUGGCCAACCAGCGCAGGAAAACCGCACAGGAAUACCUGAAGGACGGAACAUCCAAGCGGUCCAAGGAGAUGGGUGAAAAGGAGUUGAGUGAGAUACCAUAUAUUGAGAAGUACCUCAAGGAGCUUCCAGUUGCCUCGGAAGCCGAGAUUGAAGCAAAAGUCGAGGAGAUUGCGAAUGAAUUGAUUAAGGAAGGACCGCUGGACAACCCCAAAAAACUGUUUGGAAAGAUUCCUUGGAAUCUGAUCCAGUCUGAAUGGAAAGCAUCCAGGAGCUCAGUUACAAGCGUGAUCCCUAAAGUGCUCGAAAAGUACAAAUAG
Ogataea philodendri is the source of this 573-nucleotide messenger RNA. RefSeq lists its product as uncharacterized. Gene Ontology annotation, cellular component: mitochondrion. Gene Ontology annotation, molecular function: carbon-nitrogen ligase activity, with glutamine as amido-N-donor. The transcript has a single exon. The record is from RefSeq and is a predicted model, not a curated record. Bases 1 to 573 code for a protein of 190 amino acids. NCBI's taxonomy places the organism in Eukaryota, Fungi, Ascomycota, Pichiomycetes, Pichiales, Pichiaceae.